This is a messenger RNA of Fusarium oxysporum Fo47, 1024 nucleotides long. RefSeq names its product bZIP transcription factor. Lineage: Eukaryota; Fungi; Ascomycota; Sordariomycetes; Hypocreales; Nectriaceae. The record is from RefSeq and is a predicted model, not a curated record. Gene Ontology annotation, molecular function: RNA polymerase II cis-regulatory region sequence-specific DNA binding; DNA-binding transcription factor activity, RNA polymerase II-specific. Gene Ontology annotation, cellular component: nucleus. Gene Ontology annotation, biological process: regulation of transcription by RNA polymerase II. The transcript has 2 exons. Bases 146 to 1024 code for a protein of 292 amino acids.
CUCGUCUGCCACCGACACCAGGCACUAUAUAUUGUCCAGCUUCCUUGAAAUUGGACCCCAAAUCAACGAAGACGCUACUAUAAACAAAUCUCGUCAAUGAUCAUUCAGAGUCCUUAAAAACAAAAAGCAUUAAAAAGGCAACUACAUGAUGGGUGAAGGAGGAUCUAUGGCAGUCGAUUUUAUAAGAAGUAAGCUGGGUGUCGACGCUUUCAAUACACUACCCAUUUCCUCCAAUCCUUUUUGGGAGCAAUGGUGUUCAAUGGACCAGCGAGCCUUUCCUCAGUCGGGGGAAAAAGGCAAUUUGGUGAGCGUUUACAGGCAGAAUAAAUUCAUGUUCAAUGAUUCCCUGCCUACCUCCCUAGCCAGUUCCCUGGAUCACUGGAGUCAUCCAUACCCUGCCGCCACCUUCACGGCUACACCCUCAGCCUUUCAGACGCGGUAUUCCCAAACAUCCCACCAGUUAGGCCUCCCGUCUCCGCCCUUAACUGCUAAAAGGGAGGAGCGUCAAAAGAGGAAGCGUUGCUUAAACAAAAAUUCAACUCGCAAACUUUGGAGACGAAAUUCCUCUCAAGACACCAAAGCCAAUACAGCGACGGGAGGAGGAGGAGGAGGAGGAGGAGGAGGUACUUGCUGUUCAAACAGACCUUGCGGUACCCACGGCGACCAUGGUAAUGAGCACUCGGACCAACAAGACAAGAACCAUAGCCAACAUGCAAAAGAAAGGAAUCGUAUUGCAGCCGGCAAAUACCGAGCUAAGAAUCGAGAACAUAGGCUAAGAGUCCAGUUACAGGUGCAAGAGCUGGAACAAACCAAUCACGACCUGUCCAACUGCGUAGCCAACCUGACUCGUGAGGUCCAGGAGCUCAAGAUGAAGCUUUUACAACAUACCGAUUGCGACUGCUCGCUCAUCCAUGACUACCUCGCCGCAGAGGCCCAGCGCUACGCUUGUGGACUCAGUAAGCAAUCGCAGCUCGAGGCUAUUCCCCCAGCGCAGCAUGCAAUUAAAGUACCACAAGGAGAAUAA